AUGGCAUUUUUCAUCGAUGGUAAAGACUGCAUGAUCUCUGAAUGGAUCUUGUUGGCUGUCUCGUAUGUCUUUGUCGGCUUGCGUAUUUACGCCCGCCUCUUCCGCCAGCGAGAAAGACUAUCAUGGUCCGAAAUCCUUCUCAUUAUUUCCGCACUCAACGCCCUCGCGCUCAUCAUCUGUGAUACUUUGACUUUCCAACUUGGCGUCAUGGAUAGCUGGGAGCCGUCUGUCACGCUGUCCAAGAUCUCCUUUGCUUCCAACUACUUCUACGAUGUUGGUAUGGGCUUCCCUAAGAUGAGCAUGCUGGCUUUCUACUGGGCUUACUUCCAACCCUCCACUGGCAUAAGCUCUGUCAUGCGCAAGUCGCUAUACGGAAUCACUGCCUUUGUCUGCCUGUCAUACAUGGCCAUCCUUUGGGACGACACUUUCUUCUGCGGCAAGGACGUUUCUGUUCAGUGGUCUCAGGAGGAUGGAGCCUGCAGUGUCUUCUAUGCACCUGAGCCAUUCAUUCUCAAUUUCACUCUGAACCUGGCCUGCUACAUUGCCGUCUACGCUCUUCCUCUUAUCUUGUUGAUCCAAGGUGUCAUCAAGCCCUCAACUGGUGUCACGGUCACCUUUGUCUUCGGUACCCUAACUAUCUGUACCACUAUUGUUCGAUUCGUGACUCUUAAGGUCGGUACCGGACAGGAGAAUCUUGUUUACCCUCUCAGUAUGCUUGAGAUGGCACUAGCUAAUAUUGUUGUAUCUCUGCCUGGCUUGAAGCCGCUUGUAAACCGCUCUUCUAAGUAUGAGGCUACCAGUGUGGUGAUAGAGACCAAGAAUUAG
Molecule: messenger RNA, 825 nt
Organism: Fusarium keratoplasticum
Lineage: Eukaryota; Fungi; Ascomycota; Sordariomycetes; Hypocreales; Nectriaceae
Exons: 5
Coding region: 1-825 (274 amino acids)
Source: RefSeq, a predicted model, not a curated record